This is a messenger RNA of Cladocopium goreaui, 546 nucleotides long. The record is from the annotation of a GenBank genome assembly. NCBI's taxonomy places the organism in Eukaryota, Dinophyceae, Suessiales, Symbiodiniaceae.
AUGGCAAACAAGACGCCUGAUCCAGCCAAAGCGCAAGGUGACACAUCCAUCCGUUCCAUCUGUCCUGCUGCCAUAGCUGAUGCAGUGAGUCGCAUCUCCGUGGGAAACGGUUUUCCGAAGGAUGGCCACGUGCUCUACAGUGCUUUCCAAGGCCAGCGCGCUUUCCUCUGGAAUGGUCCACGGGGUGAGCUCAAAAACCCACCCCUUGAAGGCACAGAAAGUGAGUGGAACGUGGCUGCCUCCACGUUGCCGUUGAUUGUGGCAGGAGAUUCUGCUGCCGGAAAGGACAAUUUGAAGUGCGUAGUUCUGUACUGGCUGCACAAGUUGGAGCCUGCGGGGCGGCCCGCCACCCGAGCUUUGCUGCAAGGAUCCAUAACAGUGACCGGUUUGAUUGUAGAAUUGCUGGACAAUGAUGACCAGUUGCAGAUCAUCAAUGGUGAGUUGGAAAAGGCGCGUCAAGCUGCCAUGGCGGCUGGACUGAAGCCAGAAGAGGCCCAAUUUUUUCUCACCGGGGAUGGUGGAAAAGACCCCAUCUUUGUGUCUUAG